UAAUUAAAAAUGUUUCGGAAACAUCAAAUGAAACAUAUUUUAUUGAUAUAUUACUGCCAUCUAUUAUUGUACGUUCUAACCACCUAGAAUAUAACUUAUAUUUUAUCUUUCAUAUAAACUGAUAAGAGAGCCUGCAUAACUUUUGAGCUAACAAGGCUAACAUAAUAUUGACAAUCACCUCUUAUAUUUCAAAACAAAUGGAUGCCGAUUUUUAUUGAGAACGUUCUCCAUUUGAUUUGUGAAAGAAUACUGUUCUAUGAGCAAUGGCAUUUAGGGUCUUGCUUUAAAGUAAAGCUUGGAUAUUUAAAUUUGCGUUUGGUAUAAUAAUUUAUAAAUCACCCGAUACAAUUUAGUUCAUAUAUAGAGGCAGAUGAAAACCCAGAAGUCGCUUACAUAUGCUUACAUGUGGCUUACCCACAUGAUAAAAUUCAGUACCAGACAAAGGCUUUAUAAAAAAGUGAAACCAUAACCGACUGUCGGUACUAUGAUGAACAUGAAUUUAUAUUGUCGCAAUGUCAUUCUUUAAUGCUGAAAAUGAAUAUUUAUUUGUUUGUCUUUAGACCUCUACCAAAAAAGACAAAACCAUUCUUACAAAUCAGACGAGUUAAGACGGUUGAACUGUGGAAAUACUCCAAAGAACCGUUGAAACAACCUUUGUUGAAGAAAUUACAUGGACAUGAAGAAUUCAGUCAAGAGGCAUGCAUGUGCUUUCUCGCUAUUCUAAAGUAUAUGGGCGAUCAUCCAUCAAAACGAUAUCAAGUUGCCAAUAAGCUCACAGAUCAAAUCUUUGAAGCGGCAAUCAAAACUGAAAUGUUGAGAGAUGAAAUCUACUGUCAGGUUAUUAAACAAUUAACAGACAACAUGAAUAGUGUUAGUACAGAAAAAGGCUGGGAGUUGAUGUGGUUGGUUACUGGAUGUUUUGCUCCAUCAACAAAACUGCUUAAAGAAGUGACUUCAUUUUUGAGGUCAGGUAGAAGCCAAAUUGCACAGGACUGUAUACAAAGACUACAGAAAACACUAAGAAAUGGACCAAGAAAAUAUCCUCCUCACCAGGUAGAGGUUGAGGCAAUACAAAACAAGACAACACAGAUCUUACAUGAAGUCUGUUUCCCAGAUGACUCAAAUGAAACGUUUGAGAUAGAAAGCAACACUAGAGCUAAAGACCUCUGUAUCAACAUUACCAACAAGUUAAACCUUAAAUCGUCUGAGGGAUUCAGUUUAUAUGUCAAGAUGGCAGAUAAAGUGAUGAGUAUUCCAGAGGAUGAUUUCGUUUUCGAUUUUCUACGACAUUUGAUAGACUGGAUGCCUAAAGGUAGACCUAUCAGGGAUGGUGCACCUCCUCAGUUUACAUACCAACUUUUCAUUAUGAAGAAACUAUGGACGAAUGUUGUACCAGGACAUGAUUUGAAUGCCGAUCUGAUCUUCCAUUAUCACCAGGAAAAGUCCAAUCUGUUACGUGGCUACCACAAGUGCAGCCGGGAAGAAGCUGCCAGGCUUGCUGGACUUAUUUAUCGUGCUGAAUUUAGUGAACGAAAAGAAGAUGAUCUUCAGAACGUUUCUAGUUUAUCUGGAGAACUUAUCCCGGCUGACCUGAUAAAAUCCGAGUCGCAAGAUGACUGGAAGAGUGCAAUCAUCAGUGUGUACAAUACUUAUUCUGGUAUGUCACAAGAAGAUGCAAAAGUUGAAUUCCUCAAGGUCGUCUAUCAGUGGCCGACUUUCGGUUCUGCAUUCUUCGAGGUCAAGCAAACAACAAACCCCAACUACCCAGGACAAAUAACAAUGGCUAUCAACAAGAAUGGUAUCAAUCUCAUUCAUCCACAAACAAAGGAUAUCUUAGCUACACAUCCAUUCACCGAAAUAUCAAAUUGCAGUAGCGGAAACACGUACUUCAGUAUCAUGAUAGGGACGUUACUCAAGGGCAGCAAAUUCCAUUGUGAAACUUCAAUGGGCUGCAAGAUGGAUGAUCUAGUGACUUCGUACAUCAGUCUGCUUUUGACAGACAUGAACAAGCAGCACUCUCCAAAUACAUAACUUAGUUAUGACUGAAAAUACUACACAUGAAUUAUACAAUAUUGACAGAACAGAUUUGUUAUUCUACCCCUCCUGAUAAUUUGACAAUGUUUGUAUCAACUGAAAAGAAUCACCCAAAAGGGCAUAUGCAACAUGAAGUUAGCAUUAUCUAAGAAAAAAUAUUUAUAUAAAGAAUGAAGAGAGGUUUUACAUUUCGGCAUAUUUGCUGUCCAAAUUUUAACAUAGACUGUACGAAAUUGUAUAAACACCUUCAUCAAACAAAUAAAUAUGCAUUUGCUGCGAGUCAGAAUAAUACCCUUAAAGAAAAAUAGCUAAUCUGCUGUUCGUUAUUUUUAACACACAAUAAUCACUUGUCUUAAAACCUUAAAUUGGUGCAAGCAUUAACAAUAUCAAAGCAGACAGAGAACGCCAAGAAAUGUUUCUGCUUUUUGAGCAUAUGUUAUAUUUAAGAAAACGAUAUAUUCUAAACAAUAAAUUGUCGUUGAAAAAAAUAGUUGUUUGGAAUUUAGAUGCAAAGGAAUGAUUCCAAGAGGUUGAAGCCCGAGCGAUAUUCUUUUGCAUCUAGACGACAAACAAUGAUUUAUUGUAUAACAACUGUCUGCAAUUUCGUGGGGAUAUGAAUUCGUGGAAUUCAACUUUUGAACAUAAAAUUAAUAGAAAUUUACAUCUUUGUUGGGAUCAAAUUUCGUGGAUUGACUCAAUCACAAAAUCCACGAAAUUUAGCCCCCACGAAAAUUAAUGAUUUCUCAGUAUCUAAUAACUAUUAAAUACAGCAAUGCCAAUAACAUUUGUACUAUACAUAUAUGCCAUCACAUGCCAUCACCUAAUUUUAUAAGAAUUUCAUCACAUGACUUAUUUGUAGAUCUACAUCUACAUUGUAUAUGUACUGCCCAACAAUCAAUACUGAUUAUAACUGAGAGGCGCUUUGUUUGGGACAGACUGUUAAAAGAUGAGCAAGCUCAUUAGGUAUAAAGUUAAAUUGAAUAACAAAUACUAAGAUAAAAACAUAUUGUUCUUGAAAAAAAAGAGAUUGAAUGGUAUUGCGUGUGAGACUGUGGGAUCAAGUAGUUCUGGUUCCUUGUAGGUGUGAGGUGGUUAUGGUCAACUGCAAUAAGGCUGUACCUUAUUUUAAACAA
Mercenaria mercenaria is the source of this 3167-nucleotide messenger RNA. RefSeq names its product myosin-VIIa-like. The transcript has 13 exons. Gene Ontology annotation, cellular component: cytoskeleton. Lineage: Eukaryota; Metazoa; Mollusca; Bivalvia; Venerida; Veneridae. Bases 526 to 2031 code for a protein of 501 amino acids. The record is from RefSeq and is a predicted model, not a curated record.